Aspergillus heteromorphus CBS 117.55 is the source of this 626-nucleotide messenger RNA. RefSeq lists its product as uncharacterized. The transcript has a single exon. Lineage: Eukaryota; Fungi; Ascomycota; Eurotiomycetes; Eurotiales; Aspergillaceae. The coding region runs from base 133 to 345 and encodes 70 amino acids. The record is from RefSeq and is a predicted model, not a curated record.
CCCUCUUCAAAAGGGUCCUCCGUCCUUUCUCCCCUCGGCUGCUCCCUCGCUGUGCCUUUGUUUCCACGCAAAGUCUCCAGGACUUUUUAAUCUCUCCAUCUUCGCCUUCUUCCACCUCACGACCGCUCCUCUAUGUGCCUGUCUGUGCUGCCCACGCUUUCUUCGUCUUCCGUUCUGAUCCACUCCGCUGGCUGCUCUGCCUAUCCCCGCGCUCUCUCGCUGACGGCUCUCGACUCGGACUCGCUGUCCCUCGAUACGCCCUCCUCGACUGGCUCCCACGCCGUGUCGUCCAACCCCGUCAUCUCCGACACGGUGAUCUGGCUAAGGGUCCAUGGUCCGUCCUGAAGAAGGGCGGACGGUAAAUCGGCGCGAUCCCCGACGGUUUCCUCGGGCUUCCUGGUAGCGUUCCCUGCCGGGUGGGUGACCAUCUCGGAUUGCUUGCCAUACAGAUAGUGUACGUUGGGUGAUAGUCUCAGGGCCCCUUACGCAAGAAGUGGGUGUGGUGUGUCAGGCUUCGAAACCUAAUUUUCUCUCCGUGCGUCCUUAGAUUCACAGAUCGACCUGCCCCUGAGUUGUUGUCGAUGCCUGGGCGCAUCUGACUACCUUUGGCUUACGCAUCGUGCUAC